AUGGCCAGCGACGGCGCCCUGGACGCCGUCGUCGCUGGAGCCCCCACCCUGGGUGGGAACUCGCGGCGGCGGCCUGUGGCGACGCUGGCGAGCGGCUACUCGGUCUUCGCGGCGCUCAUGGCACACAGCGAGGUGUCGCAGAAGGAGUACCGCGGGAGCGACGCUCGCACCCUGGCGGUGGUCGACGUCGCUGCGGGGACAGGGCGUCCUCGGUCGUCGGCGAGCGUGGACUGCCAGGAAGAGGCGAUCGCUGACAUUGGUGCGAAGCCGUCCCGCUCGGACAAGUGGUGCGUGGCCUACCAGUUGAAGGACGCAGGCGUCGGCGCGCGGGAGCACGAGACGCAGGGCAAGAUCGUCGAGACUCGGGGCUCGACAAGCCAGGUGGACACCGUCGUGGGCGAUGAGAUCGUCACAAAUCGUCUAUCGGAGGGCGCUGCCCAUCGAGCACCACUGGGACAAUCCCCGACACGAGCAGGGAGCAACAGCAGACCUGCGCCAAGUAGCCCUUGGAUGAGGCACAGGCCCUCUUGGCAAGGGGGCCAGUCCCCAAGCAGCGCGCGCCCAGGGCUACUCGACUGCCUGACCACGAGGGUACGCCCGCGUGCGCGGGGAGUUGCAGGUCUUCUCGGCUUGCGGGGGCGGCGAGCCCCAGGCGCUGGCGCCUUUGAAUUCCGACUUCGCCUCGCCCCCCUCGGCGGGCGCACAGCCGCGCCCUCUCGAGGAAUUCCUCGGACGGACCGGCCGCUCUCUUUGCAGAGCUUUUCUAGACAGCGAGGUUUUGCCAAGUCGACUUGCUGCAGAGCGGAAGGUUAG
This is a messenger RNA of Prorocentrum cordatum, 813 nucleotides long. Lineage: Eukaryota; Dinophyceae; Prorocentrales; Prorocentraceae. The record is from the annotation of a GenBank genome assembly.